CUGAUGGCCCUUAAAACCUGCAUGAGCCGCGGUGGGCGUGGCCAACAAUCACACAAACACACCCGUUCUUCUCUUUGGAAGUAUUUUUUAGUUUUUAAACGUAAUUUAUUUGUCUUGGGGCGUAAUUUACUCGAGCUCAAAAUGUCAAACCCUCUGCAACUUCUCUUCAUCGUGGUGAAGAAGACUGUGGAGCCACUUUGGGAGGAAAAUAACGGUACACGACGUUAGCUGAAGGUUAGCUUCUCAGAAACAGGUAGCUCGAGUGGACAGCUAGCUGCUGAGAGAGGGAGGCUCAGCCAUGGAGCCCGGAACUUUUUCAAAGUACUCCUGGACCGACUUCGUCUUCUCCGUGAUCGGAGUGUGCACUUUUCUCGUAGACUGGGGCUCCGAUGUUUGGGUGGCCACUGAGUUUUACUGCCGAGGAGACUUCUUCUGGUUCGGAGUCCUGGUUGGCCUCAUGGUCCUGUCGUCCGUCGUGGUCCAGAUGUUCAGUUGGUUCUGGUUCAAGUACGACCGAGAGCUGCCGGGCUUCAGCGCACAGACUGGGGCGAAAAGCGUGCUCUUCGGGGACAGAGUGAAGUUGUCUUGCCUGCUGCAUGUUCUACAACUGGGCUUCCUCUUUAGGCACGCAGGAGUCCUGGAAAAGGCUGUAGAAAGCUUCCGCACAAAGCUCCCUGACCCUGAGGGUGUAGCUGUGUUUCUGAGCCAAGAUCUGAGCAUGUUGCGAAUCGUAGAGACGUUUUCAGAGAGCGCCCCGCAGCUCACACUCAUGCUCACCAUCAUUCUGCAGCAGGGCCAUCUGGAUCCUGUUACAGUUCUGAAAGCCGUCGGCUCAGCCUCGGCUAUCGCCUGCACUGUGACGACCUACCAUCGCUCGCUGCGCUCCUUCCUGCCUGCCAAAGGCAGGCUGUGUUUUCUAGGACUCUGACCUUUUGUCUGUUUUUGCCACAGAUAUAAUGUCUCAAGGCAUUACUCAUCUUAAUGUGGAGAUGAAUUUGAAUAUGCACUUUCUGCUGUGCAUUAAAUCAUUUCACUGUGUGUCAAAACAUUUCAACAUAUCAGUCGUAAAUUAAAGGGUAAACGAGGUGGAAAAUGAGAGGCUUUAAUUAUCAAAUCUGUAAUAAAUAAUUGUUGUUUACAUGUGAAGAGAUCCUUUUUCAAAGGCUCUUUCACUGGAUCAUCUUUUCUAAAGAAUGUAACAGGUUAAAAUUAUUGUCAGCAGUGACUGAGUCUGCCAUCCCUCCUCCCAGACAAGAAGGUUUCUACGAAUGUCAACGUAAUCAGUCUCACUGUGCUUAGCACUGGAUUAAGUUGCUUCUACCAUAAACUGAGGAGGCGUGUCAACAAAAAAACAGACAUUUAUAGCAAUUUUUCCUCUUCACACAGUUAGCUGGUAGAUGGCAGGCGUCUGACUGUGGGGUAACCUACUGUAUAUGUCUUGUUGCCACAUCAACAUGUGGACAUGCAAUGAAAAUAUUCCUUACCCAUGUGAGUAAAGGGGCUCUGUAGCUUCAUGAUUAGUGUGCGUUUGUUCCGGUUUUUCUUACUUCACUUUGAUUUGUGCACGGCUGCAGGUGAGGCUGACACAGCGGAGCUCAAUGAGCUCAUCACACCUCCACUGCAUAUGACGUGUCGGGACCUGAGGUUGUGUUGUUGUGUGUGUGUGUGUGUGUGUGUAGCCGGCAGCUGAAAAGCUCUGGCCGAGAGUUCCUGGACAUCCAAGCCAAAUGUUUAUCACUUGAAGAAUCAGACUCCUUUUGAACAUUAUGUUGAUGCUAAGUAUGUAUGUAAAUAUGGUGUCUGUAUAUAUACAGCAGAACUGCUGCUGAUGUGUCAAGAUGAUAAGCGAGCAUCCGGCAGUGACAGGAAGUACCUGCUGGGAAGACGAAGACAAUGUUCUUUUUAAACUGUGUUAAAAGUUAUUGUGGUUUUGAUCUGACCUAUGUAUGAAAUGGAUCUGACGUUGAGGGGGCGUCAUUAAAUUUAAGCCCUGAUGGUAUAAAAUAUAUGUUUAUGCUUUGAUUAAGUCGAAGAUCAUCAAUUGCUGUCUGCGUACGCAGUGAUCUUCCCACGCGUGCA
Messenger RNA from Maylandia zebra (zebra mbuna), 2079 nucleotides. NCBI's taxonomy places the organism in Eukaryota, Metazoa, Chordata, Actinopteri, Cichliformes, Cichlidae. The record is from RefSeq and is a predicted model, not a curated record.